Messenger RNA from Schistocerca serialis cubense, 5959 nucleotides. RefSeq lists its product as uncharacterized. The coding region runs from base 268 to 2559 and encodes 763 amino acids. The record is from RefSeq and is a predicted model, not a curated record. NCBI's taxonomy places the organism in Eukaryota, Metazoa, Arthropoda, Insecta, Orthoptera, Acrididae. The transcript has 13 exons. Gene Ontology annotation, cellular component: nuclear chromosome; nucleoplasm. Gene Ontology annotation, biological process: double-strand break repair via homologous recombination; regulation of establishment of protein localization to chromosome.
AGGUUAUAAUGUUUACUAAGAAAACAGCUUGUUAUUGCGUGAGAAGUAAUUGUACAUUUAAAGAAAUCUCCAGCCGAUAAGAUGAAACGACGGAAAGACACGCAAAAUAUAGGCCAAUGUCUUUCGAACAUGCUAUGUUUAUUUCCUCCUUUUUGUGCAAUAUUUGCAGAAGUGACAGUAAAUGCACAGUGUUAACAGUUCAUAAUUUUUCGAUUAACAAAUGUGCUGUGACUGCAGUUCGAAGUAUUGCUACGUAUAUAUGCAGACAUGGCGCUUAAAUUUCAAAAAAGAAAGAUAUCUCCAACUACAAAUCCCAGAAAAGUCGUCUUCGAGGUCAUAUCUCAGCUGUCAUCACCAAUGAAGAAAUCAAAGUCAUGUGUCAGUUCACCAGACAGUCCAUUAGUGAAUGACAUUAUACCUAUGGAAUUGGGUACACUCAAACAAACAUCUGAAGUAAAAAUUUGCAUGGAUUCUGCAAAGAAGAAGAAGAAACGGCUUAAGAAGAAUGGUUUGGCGAGUAGAUUACGGCAGCUGCUUGUACGCCGGAAGUCAUCUAUACGCAUGUGGCAGUAUCAGCAGUGCUUGGCGGAAAAGCGUCAUGCUAAGUACAGAGCAGUACAGUUCCUCGUGACUGCUGUUUGGACUGAGUUGAGUCGUACCAUCAUCAGAUGCAGAAGGCAUUUGCAGUCUCCUGAUACCAGAACGUGUGAGCCAUGUGAAGACCAGAAAGAAUGUUCACAAGAAGAAUUUGUUAAUACAGAUGUGAUAGUUGUUCUGGAUGGUGAUCAGGCAGUGACUGGACAUCUCAGGACUGGUUCUGUAAUACAGAUUUUUCCUCCUUGGCAGAUAUUAAAAGUACAAAGGCUCAACAUUUCGAUCUUGAUCUGUAUGUCACAUUUUGAAGUUAUUUCAAUUAGACCAGAGAAAAGUUUAGCUGCAAUACAAAAUGGAUCAAAAGAAGUGUUAAUAAAUGAGGAAGAAUUUACUUGCCAAUGUUUAACAGGGACUCAAAAUGAAGGGCAACUAUGUCAGUUCCGUCUGCCACGAAACAUCUUUAGGAUAUUUUUCAAUGAAAAAGAUCAGGAAGAUGGCAGAUGUGAGAGCCAUUUCAGUGGCGGAGCCAGUAGCAAUUCAAAAGGCACCAUUGCUGAAGCUCUUGCUGGUAGCUCCUUCCUGAUCAGUGGUGGCAUUGAACUAUGUGUCACUGUAGUAGGUGUGUUCUGUUACAGGCACCCGACUCAUAAAACUGGUGACUCAGAUAAUAACCACAAAUCAAAUCUAAUUUGGUCAAUUCUUGGGUUUGACAGAGCAAAAGAAUAUUGUGAAGUAGUGUUGGGUCAUUCACCCUGUUUAAAAUUUGAUAUGUCUAUGAAAGAACAACAUAAAACCCAACAAUGGGAAGAUUUCAUACAAGGCAGAGCCGUUGGAAAAAUGUAUAGGUUUACUGGGCUAAUGAUAGUAAACAAAGUUCUGCAUAAAAAGUCUUCAGGAUUGUGGACUUUACUGCAUGUGAGGAAAACGCCUUCAUUCUGUAAACUAUUUUGUAAAACAAAUGGUCAGACACCAGAAUUAACUAUAAGGUUUGAGACUGAUGCUAAUACAAAUGACAAUGGAAGUUUGAAUAUUAGUACAGAUGCUACCAACAACCAGUCACUACUAUACACUUUUUCACCUUUAUCUGAGGAGUGGAGCUGUACUUCCAUGGAAACAGAAACAAUAAGCCUUCUUGUGGAUAGCUUUCAGUAUAUUACUGACAUCCUAAGAGAAGUGACUGAGGAUAUGCAAGAAAGGUGUUCUACAAUAAUAAAGCUAAUUUAUGUACAUGAAAACCUGUUUUACUGCACAGAUACUUCACUCAAUGUAACUAAUUGUGUUGGAGAUCAUUCAUCAUAUGUGAUUAUUAAAGUUCUCUCAACAUGUGUGGUACCUCAAGAGGCUGUGAAAGGGAAUAUUACUAUACUCUGCCUUCUGAAUCUUCUCCUUUCUGAAGGUAAACUCAUUGCUGACAAAUACACUCGGAUUCUCACAGUGCCUGGAAAGGAUGCAGAUGCCCCUGUUUUUGGUCUACCAUUCAAAUUUCCAGAUGAUUUAUUGGAAAGUAUAGCUGCCCAAAAGACACUUAUAAAGAAUUUCAGCAAAAUGUCUAAAGUGCUGGAUCUGGUGAAAGUGUCAGGAUGUGUCAUUGGUGUUGAUGAGGAUACGGCAUUUUCAUGGCCAACAUGUGAAAUUUGCGGUAGUGAUUUUUUAUCUGAAAUAGAUGGUGGUGGCUUCUACUGUGAAAAAUGCAACCAAGAAACAGAAACAAUUACAGCUAUGUCACUUGAAGUUAACAUUUCUUGUGUGGAAGUAUCAGAAGAGUCAAAAAUUAAAAUAAAGCUCCUGCAGAAGUCGAUUGCAAAUUUACUGCCUCCUGAACCAAGUGGAAGUGAAGGGUAUGACGUCCUUUCGGUCCUGGGCAAAUACAUAGGCCCAAUCACCUGUUUGGUAGUUAAAGUAAAUGAAGUGCUUUCGGUCAAAAGCUACCAUCUUGAUGAAGUAUUAUUGUUUGAAAAUAUUUGAUAAGUAUUUUUGGUCAUUAUGAAGCUAAAUACUGAAGUGCUUCACUUCACCUAGAGCUAUAAGAACAUUUAGUGUUAGCCACUAGAAGAGUUAUUUAUUUUUGACUGUUACACUGCAUUUUCAAGUUCGUAAUAUUACUUUGCUAAAGUUCAAAUGUUUUUUUAGCCUGGAAAGUACAAAUAAGCAUUGCAGAUGCUGUAAUAUGUAGACACUCCAUUGUUGGAGCUGUGCUGUUAAAUAUUGAUUUAUUUAUUAACUGUUGAUUUUUUGAAAAUAAUUAAGGUUUCAUUGUGUCUUUGAUUCAAUAAUUAUUUUGCUGCUACCUUGUGAAUUGCUACAUAAACAAAGGGAAUCAAAGGGUUUUAAAUAAGGUUCACUGUUGUGAUUGAAAUUUCCAAACACUCUUGAUAUAUUUGUGUAACAUUUUCCAUCACUUUCUUAAACUCCUUUACUUGAAUGCAGCCUUGAACAAUCACAGGCGAUUCUUUUGUUCAUCCUUUCUCAGUUGACUCAUGUUGCACUACAAACCAUAUUUAUAAAAUUUGUGUGUGGAGUACAUGUUAAAUUCUUUGCAUACCACUGGAGGAAAUAACUCAGUUAGCUGGUUUUAUAUGUAGGGUGCAGUGGUAUUUUAAGAAUUAGUGUUUUAAUGUGUCUGUCAGGCUAAGAUAAUAUAUUGAAUCAGAAGACUUAUCAAAUAGCUGCAAAUCUUCAUACUCCAUUAUUCAUUAAUAAUUUGGCAUAAUAAUACUAUUACAAUCAAAUGCCUUCAAACAUUUCUCAGAAUUUUAAAUGUCUCAUUCUGCUCUGAAAGUACAUCUUCUCAAAACAGAGUUUAUAUGUCAUCUUUAACCAAACUGUCGUUGAAGAGUUAACUUUACCCAAAAGCUCUUGUUUCUUCCCGUUAAGGAAAAUUAUUAUCUGUAUUUAAAAGCAGAUCGUACCCACAAAUAUUCUCAUCUAUUUAUUGUUUGUUAUGAGUUUCUUACAGUGAACCCAAGACAAGAAGAAAAUUUGUAUAGCUUUGACUAUCAAAAUAAAAUAAAACAAUAUGCUGUCAGGUAGUUUUCAUAUAGAAAACUGAUGGUAGUUAAGGAUUUUCUUUAAUACUACUUCUGGUAGGAAAUUCAUCUUUCAUAUUACACUAUUUCUGUAUUUUAUCUGUUCAUGAUUCCAUUUUCAUUCACUUGUUGUACCUCGAAAGGUGAUUGUGCUGUAUUCUCUUGGAGCUAUCACAAUAAAGGACUCCAUUCCAGUUGCUCUGGAUGAACCAUAUGGCCUGGAUCGUGACAAGAGCAAACACCUUCCUAAUUAGAGUAAAAGACCCUGGAGUGAACCUAAACAAGCCACAGAGUUCUUUUGGUGACCACUGAGUUGGUUUGUUAUGAACUACUUGUCAAGUAAAAAUCAUCUGUUCCUUACAAAUCUUGUUGAAGAAAAAAGUAAAGAUAAUUAGAAUCUUUCUGCCUAUCAUUGAAGCAAUUUUGGUGGCUGUUUGGAAAUGAAAACUUGAUCUGGCAGUCAUUACUCAUUUAAUUUGAGAGCCUGCUGACGUUUGCCAGCCUUCUGCUUUCUGUCUUGGGAACUGCAAUGGAAACUGUGUUACUGAACAUAGCAAAUAUUAACUUACUUAUUGUAGUCACUUGACAGACUAAUGAUGUUUGUCUGAGGUAAGCUAGAUCAGGUUAUUUUGUUCAUUCACUUGGCCAAAGUGUGUUGUAGCAUGAAAUGAUUUAUCAAGAGUAAGAACAAAUAACUAUCAAUGAAUUGAAGACAAUAGUUAUGCCACAGUGCCAGUUCAGUGGAAUUUAUAACCCAGCAGAAUUUUUUUUUCCCAUCUUGAAAAGGAUUGUGUAUCCUGAAAAGUUGCAUGAAGUAAGGUCACUAAAAAGCAUAGAUUCAGAGUAUAGUAAAGGAUCUUCUGUUUCUUCUGUGUAUUUUCCCCUAGGAUAGAAAUGGAUAGGUAACCCAUAUGCCCCCUCUGCUUUUCCUCUUGUUCUCAGUAGAAUGCCAUUGUCUAACCUUCCUUUAACUUUUUAGUAAUAUUUUCAUUGCUCUUCGGUAAUGUGCUUUUAUUAAAUGUACGCCCUGUUGAUUACAUUCCUGAGCCACUUUUACUUGAAUGUGUCAACAUUUUAUGCAUUUCAGAAGUUUCUUCUCUCACCUUACUUUCAUACAUAUAACUUAUUCUUGGUAUGAAUUGUCUUUUGUCACCUCUAAUUAAACCCAUCUGCAUUUUGUUUAGCUCUCUUAAUUAUUUUACUUACUCCAGUAACUGAAGACCACAAUAGGUUAAAAUUGAAACUCAUUGGCUGUGAAAUCUACUGUUCUGUUUUGCAAUAUUCUUUUACUGUUUUAAAUUGUACUUACUCGUUAUUAUCAGACACCCAGUUGUCAUUACAGACUAGCAUAUAAAGUCCCAAUCAGUGUUCGACAACAGCGUGGUGCUCUUACACUUUUGAUGUCUUCUGCCCUUCUUUCCAAAGAACUAUUAUAUAUGGAUGCCCCAUGUGGAGUCUGACUGUGCAGAGCCUCAUUUCUUCAGUGGUUGGCACAUUGGACUUGCAUUCAGGAGGACUAUGGUUCAAAUCCCCAUCCAGCCAACCAGAUUUAGGUUUUCCAGGAUCUGUCUAAAUUGCUUAAGGCAAAUGCUCGUUUGGCUCCUUUGAAAAGGGUGCAGAUUAUUCCCUUCGUCGUCCUUUCCUAAUCUGAGCUUCUGCUCCAUCUCAAAUAACCACAUUCUCUUCAGGACAUUAAACACUAAUCUUCUGUCCUUUAUUCUCUUUUCCCCUUUAAUUACUGAUAUUUGUUACCAUAGAGCAGUUACCAAUAAAGUUCCAGCGCAAUAGCUGCUGAAACUAUUCCAUUCCAUUCUGUUUGUGUUGUGAAGUGAGCUAGCAUUUGUUUCUACAGCUUGUUAUUGGGACUGUAAUCAUUAAGGAUAUUUCUCUUCUGUGAAAGUCCUUAUCUGUGGCAUUGCCUGUUAGAUACAAGUUUUAUCACAGCUGCCGUUUACAAGCUAAUAAAGAUGCAGACCAUACAGCAGGGUUUUCUGGGCGUUAUAAAAUAGAGACAAUCAGAAAACACCCCUAAUAGAUACUGUUUUGUAGUUAUGAGAAAUAAUGUUUAUCAUAAAUGAAAUAUUCAGCACACAAAAAUGUGUCAUAUGAUUUCCAUACUUAUAAGACUGGAAAUAAAAGUUACUAUUCAAAAUGUUACCAUAUACCCUCAAAGCAGUAGACAGUGGACCUCCAAAUUACAUGCUGACCAUAUAAAUCAUGUUGUUAAAUCAUAAAAUAUUAUUUAUGUAUACACAAAUUGUUUUAUUGAACCAGAUUUAUGCUAACAUUAUGUGAGAGUAUAGCAGAAUUCUGUAUUUAAUUUAAUUUUGUAUGUGGCU